Messenger RNA from Ficedula albicollis (Collared flycatcher), 668 nucleotides. RefSeq lists its product as uncharacterized. Lineage: Eukaryota; Metazoa; Chordata; Aves; Passeriformes; Muscicapidae. The record is from RefSeq and is a predicted model, not a curated record. Bases 12 to 668 code for a protein of 218 amino acids. The transcript is spliced from 7 exons.
UCCCUGUUUAAAUGGCUGCAUGUUCUUCUGCAUUUGAUCUCUCUAGCGAUUGGCUCCUCUAUGAUUUUGAUCUUCCAUAUUGGUCAGAUGAGGACUCAGAGGACAGGGAACAGAACCAGCAGCACUCACAUCUUUCCAGAGCAGCAGAGAAUUCAGUUGGUCCAUUGGCAACUCAUGACAACGAGGAAACAAGAGAUAGUGAUGGUGCAUGGCCAGCAGCUCCUGCUAGUCCUCCAGUGAGCGAGGAUGAGGACUCAGAUGUGCAGGACAGGGAGCAGAGACAGCUGUACCCACUUGGUUCCACAGACACAGAGGAUUCAGCUGAGCCCUGGACAAGUGAUUAUGAGGAGGAAGCAAUAGAUAACGAUAGUUCUAUUAACUCUAGUGAAUGGCCAGACCGUUUUGAGAGUCCUCCGACGUGGCAGGACGACGUUACAGACGACUGGGAAGAAAGCCAGCAAUGGCCACGUGCUUCCAGAUCAACAGAGAAUUCCCUUGAACUGGCCAGCAACCUUCUAGAGGAACCAAGAGAUAUUGAAUUUGAAUGGCCAGGAGGUUUUGUUAGUCCUCCCAACUGGGAGGAUGAAAACGCACAGUGGGCAUCCUUCUCCCUGAGCUUUGUUAACCUUCCCCUGGAUCUGAGCUCCAUGAAGCAUGUCAAGGCCUGA